GAGCAUGCUGCCGGCGUGAAGAAGGGAUGAGGCCGCGUACGGGGACUCCAGCGGGCCACAGCUGCGGCCUUCUUCUCACCGACGCUGCUGCAAGAGCCGCCAACGCGACACCGUCACCGUCAUCACAUCAGCAUCUUUGGUCAUCAGGUAGAUCCAGGAGCAUGAGCAGAACUUUGAGCUGCGGGAGCAGAUGUCUGGCUACAAGCGCAUGCGGCGGCAGCACCAGAAGCAGCUGAUCGCCCUGGAGAACAGGCUCAAGGCCGAGAUGGACGAGCACAGGCUGAGGCUGCACAAGGAGCUGGAGACGCAGGCCAACGACACUUACGUGGAGCUGGAGAGGCUGGCCAAGCGCCACGCCGCUCAGACCGACAAAGAGAUGAAGUCGGUGUGUGCUGAGGAGAGGAGGAUCCAGCAGCAGAUCGUCGCUCAGCAGAAGAAGGAGCUGACGGCCUUCUUGGAGAGCCAGAAGAAAGAGUACAGACUCUGCAAGGACAAAAUCAAAGAGGAGAUGAGCGAGGACCCGUGCGCCCGCAAGGAGGAGAAGCAGGAGCGUCUGUCGCGGCACAAGGAGACGCUUCAGCGCUCGCACGCCGAGGACGAGGCCGACCUGCUGGCCCAGCAGCGGCUCGUCUACGAACGCAGCUGCCGCGCGCUCAAACGCCGAAGUCUGCUCAGGAAGCACGACUUCGAACAGGAGCAGCUCCGAGAGGAGCUGAACAAGAAGAGGAGCCAGAAGGAGAUGGAGCACGCCCUGCUGAUCCGUCAGGACGAGGGCACGCAGGACCUGGAGCGCCGGCAGCUGCGCGCGCUCCACAAGCUGCGCGCCGAGCUCGUGCGGCUGCAGCACCGCACCGAGCUGGAAAACCAGGAGGAGUACAACGGCCGCCGGCAGCGGGAACUGGCGCGCAAACACGCGCUGGAGCACCGGCAGCAGCCCAGAGACCUCAAGGCGCUGGAGCUGCAGAUCAAGAAGCAGUUCCAGGACACCUGCAAGGUUCAGAACAAGCAGUACAAAGCUCUGCGCAACCACCAGCUGGAGGUCUCGCCCAAAGCCGACCACAAGAGUCUCCUCAAGGGCCUCAAGGAGGAGCAGACCCGCAAGCUGGCCGUGCUGGCCCAGCAGUACGAGCGUUCCAUCAACCAGAUGACGGCCUCGCAAGCGAUGAGGCUGGAGGCCGAGCAGGAGUCGGAGUGCGAGGCCCUGAAGCAGCAGCUGAAGCAGGAGAUGGAGCUCCUGGGCGCCUACCAGACCAAGACCAGGUCCCAGUUGGAGAGCCAGCAUGAGCGGGAGCUGCAGAAACUGGAGCAGAAGGUCUCCGUGCGCAGGGCCCACCUGGAGCAGAAGAUGGAGGAGGAGCUGUCGGCUCUGCAGAAGGAUCGCAGCGAGAGGAUCAAAACUCUGCUGGAGCGUCAGGAACGAGAGAUUUUGUCCUUCGACAGCGAGACUCGCAUCCUGGGCUUCGGCAGUCUGGGCUCUCUGGACUUCUUCCCCAAAGACGACAACAGAUGAAAGCGGACCGGCGGCCACCUUUUCCUUCUUUUCCCUUUUUUGGGAACGGCGGAGAACUCGUUUGGAUCCUCUCCAUCUUGUUGGUGGGAUUAUUACUCCUCCUCCUCUCGAUUUUUGGUAUGAAGUGAAUAAUUCAGGAAAUUUUUUGCUAAAAUGGGCACUUUGAUAUGUUUCAGUAGAACUCUGUCGUGGGUGUGUGUGUGUGUGUGUGUGUGUGUGUGUGUGUCGAACAGGGGUGGGCAAAGUAUGGCCCGGGGGUCACCUGGGUCAACUCUGUUCUUUUACAGUUUGCAUUCAAGUAACUGUUCCCCCCACCCCAAUACAAUUGGUUAAUUAACAUACAUUAAUUGAUUUUUAAACAAAAAAUACAUUUUGUAUUAAUUUAGAUCAAAUAAUUGGUUAAUUGAUUUAUUGUAGAUGAUACAAAAAAAUAUUUUUUGUAAAAUAUUUAUAAAAUAUUUAUCUUUAGCAAUUUCGCGUUUAUUUUGUAAAAUAAUCAGUUAGUUAAUUGUGAUUCAAUUAUGAAUAAAUAAUAAAUACAUAAAAUACACAAUGAUAAAAAAAAAAAUUUUUGGUAAAAUAUUUACAAAAUAUUUAUCUUUAGCAAUUUUGCGUUUAUUUUGUAAAAUAAUCAGUUAGUUAAUUGUGAUUCAAUUAUGAAUAAAUAAUAAAUACAUAAAAUACACAAUGGUGAAAUGUAUAGGCCAAAGUAUUUAUUUUAUUAUUUUCAAUAAAUCCAUUAACCAAUAAUUUAAUGGAGCUAAUGAAGAGGAUUAGAACAAAAUAUUUUGUGUUCUUGGUUGAUUUUACAUGGAAAAGAAAAAAAGACAAAUGAACAAUUUUAUAUAUGCAUAUUUAACAUUGUAAAAACAUAUUUCAUGAAUUCAUUAUAAUUACAUUCAUGAUAAACAUACAAAUAUAAUAGUGAUAAAUGAAACAAUUUGAUGUAAUUUGCAUCCACAUUGUGUAUGAAUGAGCUGGACCAUCUGUCCCAUUUUAAAAAUAAAAUGUGACCCUUGAAACAUUUCUUCAUGAAUUAUGCAGUCUUGCCUUGAGAUACGAGUGACCCGACUUGUGAGUUUGUCGCGUCGCCGUCGUUGAGCAGACUUUUUUGGGUUGGACUUGCGAGCAAAAACAUAAACAUAAAACAAAGAGAAUGACACAUUUGGUAUUUCAAACAACCAAAUAGCUUUGCCCCAAUGAACUCCGUUUAGCUUAAUGCUAACACAUACUGGGAAACGCCAUUGACUAGCUAACACAUAGCACCAGUGUCUCGGUAUUAUAACGCUUUAAGCAGACAAAAUAACAAUCAAAAUUUGGCCCUUGAGCACAAAAGUUUGCCCACCUCUGAUUUCGAGGGACAUUGUGGAAUGUGAGCUGCUCUUCUUCUUCUUCUUCUUCUUCUUCUUCUUCUUCGUCUUCUUCUUCUUCUUCUUCGUGUUCUUCUUCCUCUCCGUCUCAAGCUGCUUUCCUCAUGAUUUCUCUUCUUGUUUUUUUGUUUCGUUUCGUUUUUCCCUCUGAAUUGUGAACGCGAGCGUGGGAGACCCCGUCGCGGGCGUCAUGGCUCCUCUCAUUGCAUGCACUUUAUUAGGGACACGUGACGCAUGGCUGUGUUUGUAAAUAAAGUGGUCAUCAGCAUUUUAGGUUGCAACCCCAAAACCCGACCCCAUCAGUUAUGAUAGGUUCACAUCCACGAGCUAUGACAGGUUCACAUAUGCCUUUCUUUCAGUUUUUGUGCCUUUUUAUUUUUUAUUUGUAUUCUUUUUUUAUUUUUUAUUUAUUUGUUCAUCAGACUUGUUGUACAUGACCAAUGGUGAGAAUUGUGCUGUUUUUUGAUAUGAAUAUUUGUACUUGAGUAUAUAGCUAGAACACGCCCACCGAUACCGGUCUAUUUACUCACGGGACGGAGCUUACAAUUUUUUAUCGCUAUCGUAUAGUUGUGAGAGAUUGUACCAUAACGGCGGACAGAAUUACACACACACGCGCUGGAUUAUUCGUGGAUUAUUCACUAGGGUUGCAAAGGUACAAUUAGGAGGAGUUGGACACUUUUCAUGGGAUUGUAACUUUAUACGGUAUAACUUAAUAGCACAUUCAUUGAAAUACCUGCAAAUUCCAAGUGAUUUUUACAAAAGUAGUUUACGAUUUGCAACGUUUUUGGUUUACUUUUGUAAAAAAACAAAAAAAAAAAACAAAUUCAAAAUGUGUUCAUGAUUUAUAUAUUUUUAUCUAUUUAAUGUAUCAAUGAUUUUGGUGUAAUUGAUGUAUUUAUAUAUUAUCCAUGUAAUUAUUCUCUUUAAAAUUAAUUAGAAUGGAAGCAAAAAAAAACUGUUAAAAUACAUUGUAAUUCAAAUAUAAAUAGUAUUCAAAGUGAUAAGGAUUUUUAAAAAUCAAAAUUUAUAUUGUUUUGUUUUGACAAAUUGCCACUUCCAGGCAUUUAUUGUUCCCCCCCCCCCCCCCCCCCCCCAAAAAAAGUAAAAAAAAUACAAAUAAAAAUGUGGACCCAUGCUUUAAGCACUCUUUGAAAUACUUGGACAAUCCAAAUAAAAUUGCUGAAUUUUAUUUUAUUUUUUGUACUUUUAAAUUAUUUUCCUUUAAUUUUAAUUUAAUUCAUUUAUAGUUAUUUAAUCAACAAUAUCCAAUUUGUUCACUUAUUUUAUUCAAGUAUUUAUUCUUUUAGCAAAUUAUUACCCUGCAAAGUGAAUUAAAUCAAUUAAAUUAUAAUCCUACAAAAUAAAGUCCCUAAAAAUAAAUUAGAAUCAAAUAAAAGUAUAUCAAAUAAAUGUUAUGUCAGUAAAUUUAAAUAAUAAAAAAAUAAAUAAUAAUAAUUGCACAAAUAGUUUUCAAUCACUAUGUUCAUUUACCAUGGCAUAACAUGAAUUGUUGAAAAAAAUAUAACGUCAAGCAACUUCAUUAGAAAAGCGCUCGCUAAUUAAUUUUUCCGGUUACUUUAAUCUGUUAACUUUUUGGGGUGUCCUUUCUUAACUGAUUGGCUGGUAGAAAUCACAUGACCCCUAAAAAAAUAUGCAGGAAAACUACAGGCUGCACUUAUAUUUUUAUUAAGAAACAUAUUUCUUUAUUGAA
Phyllopteryx taeniolatus (common seadragon) is the source of this 4591-nucleotide messenger RNA. It is a transcript of the gene taok3b, whose product is annotated as TAO kinase 3b. The transcript has 8 exons. Gene Ontology annotation, biological process: execution phase of apoptosis. NCBI's taxonomy places the organism in Eukaryota, Metazoa, Chordata, Actinopteri, Syngnathiformes, Syngnathidae. The record is from RefSeq and is a predicted model, not a curated record. Bases 191 to 1510 code for a protein of 439 amino acids.